UUAUUUUUCAAUAAUCUUUUUUCUGACAGAGGAGCUUACUUGCUGGUUCGGUUUCUCUUUGCCUCUUUGGGUUGUAAAUUUCUAGGGUAUAUACAUACCUUGCGGAUCGGGUGUGGCAAAGUACCCACAACCACACCACAAUUCGAAGUCUGUUUCGGACGGCCAUCGGGGUAGUUGAAGAAUAUGAAGAUUUUUGUAAAGACUCUCAAGGGUACUCAUUUCGAAAUCCAAGUGAAGCCUGAUGACACGGUUGCUGAUGUGAAGAAAAAUAUAGAAACAACUCAAGGUUCAGACUUAUAUCCUGCAUCUCAGCAGAUGCUUAUCCACCAAGGGAAAGUCCUUAAGGAUGGAACAACAUUGGAUGAGAACAAAGUUGCAGAAAAUAGCUUUGUUGUGAUAAUGUUGACCAAGAGUAAAAGCUCGGCUGGUGAGGGUUCAACUACAUCAAGUACACCAGCUAAGAUUCCACAACCAAAUGCUCCUUCUCCUGCUCCGUCGAGAACUCCUGUAGCAACUGCGGCACCCCCUGCUCCUGCUCCUGCUCCUGCUCCUGCUCCUGCUCUUGCACCUGCUCCUGCUCCUGCUCCUGCACCUGCUCCUGCUCUUGCACCUGCUCCUGCUCUUGCACCUGCUCCUGCUGCUCCUGAUACUACUGCCUCAGUUAGUGUAGCCUCAGAUUCUGAUACCUAUGGUCAAGCAGCAUCUAAUCUUCUUGCUGGAAACAACUUAGAGGGAGCAAUUCAGCAAAUCCUGGAUAUUGGUGGAGGAACUUGGGAUAGGGACACCGUUGUUCGAGCUCUUCGUGCUGCUUUCAACAAUCCAGAGAGAGCUAUUGAAUAUCUAUAUUCUGGUAUUCCUGAACAAGCUGAAGUUCCACCUGUGGCCCGGGUCCCUACAAGUGCACAGGCAGCCCUUCCAGUUCAACCUCCGCAGUCAGCACAACCAACAGCUGUUCCAUCAAGUGGUCCUAAUGCCAAUCCUUUAGAUCUCUUUCCCCAGGGACUUCCCAACAUGGGCGCAGGUGCUGCUGGUGCAGGUACCCUUGAUUUCCUUCGCAACAGUCAACAGUUCCAAGCAUUGCGAGCUAUGGUACAAGCUAAUCCACAAAUAUUGCAGCCAAUGCUUCAAGAGCUAGGGAAACAAAAUCCUAACCUUAUGAGGCUAAUUCAAGACCAUCAGGCUGACUUCCUUCGCCUGAUCAAUGAACCUGUGGAAGGUGGAGAGGGGAAUGUGCUUGGUCAGAUGGCUGCAGCAAUGCCACAGGCAGUAACUGUCACCCCUGAGGAGCGUGAAGCUAUUGAGCGUCUUGAAGCAAUGGGAUUUGAUCGAGCAAUUGUUUUGGAGGUGUAUUUUGCCUGCAACAAGAAUGAGGAACUGGCUGCCAACUACCUUUUAGAUCACAUGCAUGAGUUUGAGGACUGAUCCAAGGAAAAGAAAUGGUUCAUUCUCUCUUUCCUCUCCUCCCUUUGAAGAAAAAGUUCGACAGUAAUUUAUUCUUAUUUUUGUCUUUUUUCCUUCCCUUCGUUCUUACAACUUUUUAAUGUGCAUCUUUCUUCCUCCUUAACCUUGUUAGUUUGAAGUCCUACUGUUGUGGAGCGUCUGGAGUGUCAAGAUGUGUCUUUUCUCUACCGCCUCUGGUUUUCUUUUAGUUUGUUCUGUUAGGAUUCUUUCAAAUAUUGAUAAUAUAUAUAUAUAUAUAUAGUCAUAUUUAUUCA
Molecule: messenger RNA, 1715 nt
Organism: Ziziphus jujuba (common jujube)
Lineage: Eukaryota; Viridiplantae; Streptophyta; Magnoliopsida; Rosales; Rhamnaceae
Product: ubiquitin receptor RAD23c
Exons: 12
Coding region: 184-1422 (412 amino acids)
Biological process (GO): nucleotide-excision repair; proteasome-mediated ubiquitin-dependent protein catabolic process
Cellular component (GO): nucleoplasm; cytosol
Molecular function (GO): damaged DNA binding; proteasome binding; ubiquitin binding
Source: RefSeq, a predicted model, not a curated record